AUGAGCCCAAGAACGACGAGCCGUCUCACAAACCAUGCCAUCGCAUCAUGGCCGACCCCGCCUGUCCACGGGAUCCCUCACUGGCACGGUGUGUUCGCUGCAGACCAUUCCCAAGAACUCGAGUAUCAGCAAAACCUGAUAAUUUGCCGCUUCAAAGCCCAGCCAGACGAAAGCUGGGCGUUCUUGGCUGCAGAUACCAAGCACCUUCAGCCUGUAUCCUCCAUCCUGUCCACCUUGCGCCCGCCGCUUCGCCGUUCAAUGAGGCUGUGCAAGCAAUGCCAAGACCUGCGAGGAUGGGUGGUUUCGCCCUGGCUUCAACUCUCGCCAGUCCAGGGGGGGGGGGACCACAUCGCCAGCGCUCUACACUCAAUCAGAGGAGAAGCAAUCAAAACGAGGCCUUUAAGAAGUCUUGGCAUUGCUCCUUUCACACUCACUGGCCGCCACAUGCAUUCUAUUUGCGCGAUUUGUGAGUUUGUUUAG
Colletotrichum costaricense is the source of this 480-nucleotide messenger RNA. RefSeq lists its product as uncharacterized. Lineage: Eukaryota; Fungi; Ascomycota; Sordariomycetes; Glomerellales; Glomerellaceae. The record is from RefSeq and is a predicted model, not a curated record. The transcript has a single exon. The coding region runs from base 1 to 480 and encodes 159 amino acids.